This is a messenger RNA of Thlaspi arvense, 441 nucleotides long. Lineage: Eukaryota; Viridiplantae; Streptophyta; Magnoliopsida; Brassicales; Brassicaceae. The record is from the annotation of a GenBank genome assembly.
GGCAUCUUGCCCAAUGGAGCACAAGUCGCCGUCAAAAGAUUAUCUGAAAGGUCGUCGACUCUCAAGGGGCCGAGGAGAGAAGAUCCUUGUGCGUGGAGAGGAUGGAAGGAAGGCAACGGUCUCCAGCUAGUAGAUCCUCUCUUCGCAGACGAAACCCUCGAGGAAGAAGAGGUCUUGAGAUGCAUUCACAUAGGCCUCUGUUGCGUUCAAGACCAAGCCGCCAUCAGACCUACCACAGAUGCCUUGGUGCUGAUGCUAACAAGCCCCACGGUCGACAUUCCUGAACCGAGCCUGCCGGAUUACUAUUACGCUAGGUUCCUGAGCCUAGGUGUUGGUGCCGCUGCUUCAUCCUCCUCCCCAAUUCCAGACAUUGACUCCACCGUUCCCACGAAAUCCACCACCAUCAACCAAAUCACUGCCUCUGUGGUAGAUCCUAGAUGA